AUGGACUCCCUACCGACCGAGAUCAUCCAACAUAUUUGCAAGCAACUAUGCUUUCAUUGCCAACACCAAGGUGUCUUCCCUAAUGCAGACUCGCGCGAUGUUCUUGCACACAAAUCCUCGCUGUCUCGGCUAUGUAGCACAUCAAAACGGCUCAGCGUCAUCGCCCAACCAGUGCUUUACCACUACUAUGCGACUGGGAAUCUUCCCACAACGGCCGGCUUUGGCCUAAACCAUGCCAUUCGAGCAUCUUCUAGGGAUGACAAGCUCUCCCUCUUUGUUCGAACAAUUAUGCAGCGACCAGACCUCGCGGGCCAUGUAAGGGCUCUGCAGCUAGUGGACUCGGAUGUUGUGAAGGGAUGCUCCCUUGAUCUUUUGCGCGCUUUUGAAACCAAGGCAGAGGAGUGUGGCAUGCGGGUACUGGAGGACGACAGCAGUCUGUCAGAUGUCGAUAGCUUCUACGAAGACCAGCCGCUAUCAUCGCUUGAGGGCCACCGCUGGCUUGAGGGGCUCGCGAUAGCCCUCUCCCCCAAUAUUGAGAUGCUCCUCAUCGCACAUAACACCCCUUCGCGACCCUUUGUGAAUGUUGAUAUCAAUUUGUCUCGACUGGCGAAACUUGCUAUCCGAGGAUAUUCAGGACAGUACUUCUUCUCUGAGGCAGUACCAUUACUUUCAGCCGCUCCGAAUAUGCAGACCUUGUAUCUCUUGGAUUGUUGCCAUCUCACAGGCUGGAAUCGAAUUCUAGACAUGGAAUUUCAACCUCAUUUUGAGUUAGCCCUUGCCAACUUGCGUAGCUUGGUUAUUAACGGCCCACACCCGGAACACCUGGAUGAAAUACUAGGCUAUUGUUGCCAGCUACAGGAUCUCGAAUACUAUGAGCAAACCACCAUCGGCGUCUCGAAUGUCAGGCAGCUAGUAGAGUCAUUUUUGCGCGUCAAGCGCACCCUUCGACGGUUGUACUUUGCCUAUCUUCCAAGGGGAAGGUUUGAUUUCAACUGCGGCUUCCACCGCACGAUUGAGGGCCUUGACGCGGACGAGCAAUACCGGGAUUACGUCGAGUGUUCGUUGGCCGAAUCCUACGAUACCAGCGCCAUCGAGUUGCUACGAGAUUUCGAACAGCUCGAGGAGCUCGGCAUCGAUCAGGCAUCCAUCUAUAGCCCAUCGAGCCCAGAUGCUGAAACGAAUCCAGGCCGGCUCUCUCGUCUUCUGCCACCAAAUAUUCAAAGGCUCCGCGUCAUGUACGUAUACAGGGCUAUGACAGGCGAUCUCUACUGCCUAGGCCGCCAGGCACCAUACAAGUUCCCAGAAUUAAAGCAUGUCAGACUUGGCCAAGCCAUCUCCAUUACGCCGGAGAGACAGGCAGGACUUGAGGAAAUGAAGCAAAUAAGCAGCAUCGUCACAACCAUGGGAGAGACCAUAUCGGUGAGCUGGGCCAUUGAUGAACUCGGAGCGGAUGUACGCACUCGUAUUCCAGGGGGUACAGUACACCCCCAAUUUAUUCCGUGUCCGGUGAAUUAG
Metarhizium brunneum ARSEF 3297 is the source of this 1515-nucleotide messenger RNA. RefSeq lists its product as uncharacterized. Lineage: Eukaryota; Fungi; Ascomycota; Sordariomycetes; Hypocreales; Clavicipitaceae. The record is from RefSeq and is a predicted model, not a curated record.